Messenger RNA from Eimeria tenella, 594 nucleotides. Its product is annotated as histone H3 variant, putative. Gene Ontology annotation, molecular function: structural constituent of chromatin; DNA binding; protein heterodimerization activity. Lineage: Eukaryota; Apicomplexa; Conoidasida; Eucoccidiorida; Eimeriidae. The record is from RefSeq and is a predicted model, not a curated record. The transcript is spliced from 3 exons. The coding region runs from base 1 to 594 and encodes 197 amino acids. Gene Ontology annotation, cellular component: nucleosome.
AUGGCGCGGCUCAAGCACAAGCCUUCCCGGGGGCCUGCGGCAACACGCACUCACCAGCAGCAGCAGCAGCAGCAGCAGCAGCAGCAAAGGAGGAGGCCCUCAGCUUCCUUCCCCAGCAGCCCAGAGAGCGGCAGCUCCUCCUCGCCUUCGCCGACCCCUGCUCGCAAGGGGGCCCUUCAAGGGGGCCCCCCAGGGGGCCCCCCAGGGGGCCCCCCAGGGGGGCCCCCCGAGGGGCCCCCAGGGGGGCCCCCAAGGGGGCCCCCAGUGCGGAGGCAAGUUGGAGUUGGCCACCGCGCUAGAGCCCACCCAGGGGUUAAGGCCCUUAAGGAAAUCCGCAAAUACCGAAACAGUACAGAGCUGCUGAUUCCUCGGUCUCCAUUCUUUCGCCUUGUGAGAGAAGUGGCGCAGAAGUUCACGCCGCCCUAUGCGGGCAUGUACAGGUUCACGGCCACUGCGCUGGAGGCGCUGCAGUCUGCAGCAGAGGCCUUUCUUGUGGGGCUUUUUGAAGACUCUAAUUUGUGUGCUUUGCAUGCAAAGAGAGUUACAGUAAUGCCGAAGGACUUGCACUUGGCCAGGAGAAUCCGAAGAACCUAA